Schistocerca americana (American grasshopper) is the source of this 1818-nucleotide messenger RNA. RefSeq names its product AP-3 complex subunit mu-1 (gene carmine). The transcript has 11 exons. Gene Ontology annotation, biological process: endocytosis; intracellular protein transport. Bases 288 to 1541 code for a protein of 417 amino acids. The record is from RefSeq and is a predicted model, not a curated record. Gene Ontology annotation, cellular component: cytoplasmic vesicle; clathrin adaptor complex. NCBI's taxonomy places the organism in Eukaryota, Metazoa, Arthropoda, Insecta, Orthoptera, Acrididae.
GCCUGUCCCAGAUGAGGUGCAGCUUGGGUAAAUGGCCGGAAAAGGUUUAUCCAUCGCGCUGACAUGUCAUAUCAUAGCUCUGGCACUUAUUUUUACAAGAACUUUGCACUAUCGCCGACCAUUUGUUGAUUAAUGAUGAGGAAUAUCUUUACACGUGCGUGUAUGAAGUUCCGAAAGAGGCGCUUGUUUUGUCACUGUCAGAUGUGUGUGAGUGAGAAAGUUGUGAUUGAACGGAGAAACAUUUUAUUUAUUGUUGAACGUUCAUAUUUCUAUAAAAAAUCAACAUUAUGAUUCACAGUUUGUUUAUAAUAAAUUCUUCCGGGGAUGUCUUUAUGGAGAAACAUUGGAAGAGUGUGAUCCUUCGCUCUGUGUGUGAUUAUUUUUUUGAUCAGCAACGUAAAAUCAGUUCUCCAGAAGAUAUGCCACCCGUAAUAGCAACACCACAUCAUUACCUCAUCAGCAUCAAUCGUUGUUCUAUGUUUUUUGUAGCCGUUUGUAUGACUGAAGUGCCACCUUUAUUUGUUAUUGAGUUCCUUCAUCGUGUUGUGGACACCUUUGAAGAUUAUUUUGGUGAAUGUACAGAAUCAAUUAUAAAGGAACAUUAUGUAGUGGUAUAUGAGUUGCUUGAUGAAAUGUUGGAUAAUGGGUUUCCAUUAGCUACUGAAUCUAAUAUUUUGAAAGAGCUGAUAAAACCACCAAACAUUUUGAGAACAAUAGCCAACACUGUAACAGGAAAGUCAAAUGUGAGUGCAACGUUGCCUAGCGGUCAGUUAUCAAAUAUCCCAUGGCGAAGAACGGGUGUGAAGUACACAAAUAAUGAAGCGUACUUCGAUGUGGUGGAGGAAGUGGAUGCAAUAAUUGACAAGGCUGGCUCUACAGUGUUUGCAGAAAUACAGGGAUAUAUUGACUGCUGCAUAAAAUUGAGUGGGAUGCCCGAUCUGACUCUGUCAUUUAUGAACCCUCGCCUGUUUGACGAUGUCAGCUUCCAUCCUUGUGUUCGCUUCAAGCGCUGGGAGGCUGAAAGACUGUUGUCUUUUAUCCCUCCUGAUGGGAACUUCCGUCUUAUGUCUUACCACAUUGGAUCUCAAAAUAUAGUAGCGAUCCCUAUAUAUGUAAGGCAUAGUAUUUCCUUUAAAGAUGUUGGAGGAGGAAGACUGGAUCUCACUGUGGGACCAAAACAGACAAUUGGUAGAACUGUCGAGAAUGUUGUUAUUGAAAUUCCAAUGCCAAAAUCUGUGCUAAACUGUAGUCUUGUUCCUAAUCAAGGGAAAUAUUCCUUUGAUCCUGUCAGUAAAGUACUGAUGUGGGAUAUUGGACGUAUAGAUACAUCGAGACUGCCAAAUCUCCGAGGCACUAUCAAUUUGCAGUCAGGUGCUCCUGCCGUAGAAUCAAAUCCCUCAAUAAAUGUUCAGUUCACCAUUAAUCAGCUAGCUGUUUCUGGUCUCAAAGUUAAUCGAUUGGAUAUGUAUGGUGAAAAGUACAAACCUUUUAAAGGUGUAAAAUAUAUUACUAAAGCUGGACGUUUCCAAAUACGAAUGUAAAAUUUAUGUGACUGUAUGACAGUUGACUGGAGUCAGCUGAAGAGUAGUUCCAUACAAGUUGCUAAAUUUUCACAGUUGCCCAUUUCUGGGAAACUGAUGUAUCACCUGUGCUGCAGCUGACAAGAAGCAGCUGGUAAAGAAACACAUUCUGGACAAUAAGACACAUGUCGGUGUCAAUCUCACAGAAGUGUGUUAAUGUCUUCAGAUGGAAAAAGACUAAAAUUAUUAUAGCAUGGAUAAUUUGGAAAAUAUAAUUUAAUGUAAUCUGUGAUAAGUA